Molecule: messenger RNA, 2897 nt
Organism: Pistacia vera
Lineage: Eukaryota; Viridiplantae; Streptophyta; Magnoliopsida; Sapindales; Anacardiaceae
Exons: 3
Coding region: 1-2517 (838 amino acids)
Source: RefSeq, a predicted model, not a curated record
AUGUACCAUAGGUUACUUCUGUUUCUUGUAGAGCAAGAAGACACUAAAGUUGAUCCUCCUGCUGAAUGUCCAAAAGUUGAAAUAGAGCCAAACAAUGAAGCAGAUGGUGAAACAAGUGAAAUCCAAACAACUUCUCCAUCCAAAGAUGCAGAAGAUGAUGUGAAACCACCUAGUCUUUUGGCUGACGCAGAAGUAGAAAAUGGCAUAGUUCCUCUAGCUGAAUGUCAAGACUACAAUGACAGAGGGGUUAAUGGGUUGGCUUUUGAUGUUCCAGAAGGUGCAGAGGAUCCUCAUGUUGCAAACAAGAUAUCAGAUGAAAGAGAGGAAGAGGACACAAAACUUGAUCCUCCUGCUGAAUUUCAAAAGGUUGAAGUAAAACCACAGAAUGAAGCAGAUGUUGAAACCAUUGACAUCAAACCAACUUCUCCAUUCACAGAUUCGACACCACUUGAGGUACUGCAAGAAUCAAUUUUGGAGGAGAAUCUGCCGCAACAAAGCGAUCAUCAGCUACUGAAGCAAGAUUCUAUCAAAAAAGAGGACGAGGGAGGGGAAAAUGCAACUUUUGAUAUAAUAACUUCAUCAAACGAUCCACCAGAGCCUCAAGAAAGUGUAGACUCAAAAUUUGAUCAACCUGAAUUGACUACAAUUCAUGCCGAUCCACCUGUACAGGAUAGCAACAUGCCUUCACAAAAAAUUGAGGAUAUCCUGCGAUCAAAUUUGACUUGUUCAGGGGAGGAAAAUGGUAAACCGAUAGAUAGUAGCAUACCAAAAGAUAUCGGUGAAAGUGCUAUUACUGCUUCUGAUCCAAUGGUGGAUGUAGAAAGUGAUGACUUGACUGUGAAAGAAAUGGCAUCCAAAGCAGAGAGAUUGGAAAUUAAAGGUGGAGAUGAGAUUAGCAAUGGUUUAGACGGAAACACAAUGAUAACCUCAGAAUUCUCCUGUGGUGUGGGAAACAACUGCGACGGGGAGUUACCAACUGAGAUUAAUCCAAUUAGAAGUGGUUCCCCUGAAGUAGAGAUCGAAGACAUUUUUAUGGAUAAGUCACUAAACUCUCACCAACAAGUCUCUGCAACUACAGAUGACUGCAUAGUUCUUACAGAAGAAACCGUGUUGAUAAUAAAUGAAGCAGAACAUGGGGAGAGUAAGUCUAAUCAUUACCCAAAUCAAUCUUUUGAGGAGUCAAUUAAAAGAUCAAAUAUUGACAACGUAAAUGUGUCUACGUCAGAAGGCAUGAUGAUCGAGUCUAAACCUGAGAAAAAUGAAAAGAGAACUGCAGAUUAUGUUUCUUGUGAUUCUGGGAGCAAUGAGGACUACAUUGAGGAGGCACAGGUUACGGAAGAUGAUCACCUAGUUGAUGUGCAUAUUAACUAUCAGGCUUCCGUGGAACCUUGCAAGGAUUCACAAAAUGAAGAUGAGGUGGUUCCUGAAUCCGGAAUGGUUAUGAAGGAGUCAUCUCUUACUGAUUGCAAAAAAAAAGAGGCGUCUGAGGAGAAGAAAAUGAUUGAAGAAACAGAAGAGACAACUAAAGCUUCAUGUAUCAUUGGAGAUGACACAGAAGGAAGAGAAAGCCAAAAGCAAUGCGAGUCUCCAACACUGCCGGCUGAACAAAAUGAAGCAUUUCUCCCAACACUUCCGGCUGAACAAAAUGAAGCAUUUCUCCCAACGUCUCAGCUUUCUCUUGUCCAGCCUCAAGACAGCAAACAGAACUGUGAAAAGGAAUCUGAUAAAAUCCAGAGCCGCAAUGAGUAUAUCUCUGAGAUAAAGCAAGAAGGUCUCCCCAAGUCCUUUGUUACUGAAGCUUCAUCUUUUGAUUCCACAAACUCGAUGGCAGAAACUUUAGUCUCUGUGGAUCAGCUGGUCAUUGAGAAAUCGGAGCAAGAUCUCUCACAAUCUGCCGCAGAGACUAUAGCAAUUGUAGAAGAAUCUAACACUCAAGCAAACCAUCUCAGUGGACAAGGUGAAAUAGUUGAAACACCUGCCUUUGCAACUGAUGAUACUCAGGCACCAGAAAGCACGGAGAGACUCAGCACUGAAUCAAACCCUGACGCCUCAAACAUACGAGCUCAGAUGCAAAAAUCACCAAGCUUUGACCUUGAUCUCCAAAUUGAAGCAAGGACAGAAGAGUCAGAUCAAACUCCACUCUUGUAUCGAGAGAAGACUGCAAUUGAGGACUUUUCAAGCCAGGCAGAUGUUAGUCUUGCAUAUACUGAAUAUGGUCAAGAUAAGCAUGUGUAUCAUGCAAUGCCAGUGGAAGAAAAAGUUGUUACAAUGGAAAGAAGCGAAUCUGAGAAGUCGAAAACUCCAUUCCUAGGCUUCUUGAAAGAAGAGGAAGAGGCGCAUAUCAAAGUCACACCACAGAAACAUGAUAGCAACAAUACUGCAAAGAAGACAAACAAGGAAUUCCUGAACUUGCCCACAGAGGAAGUUGCCUCAACUUCACCAAAAAGUAAGGAGAAGCGGAAGCCGAGGUCUUUCCUCUUCACCAACUGCAUGUGUUGCACAACUGUGAUAAAUUAAAAACCUUAAAAUAUUUCCAGUUUUCUUCUAUCUUCACAUUUUGAUUUGUUCUGGUUGAGUUUUCUGAACUUGGGAGUUUUGUUCAGGAGGGAGUCUGUUGAUUGGUUAGUAUAUUCAACAUAAACCAAGAAAGUAAAAAUUUGUAACCAUGACAAUCCAUUGCUUUUAUUCUUUUUUCUCUCUACACUUUUUUUCUUCUAGACUUACAAUGUCUUUGUGAUGUGAGUCUUGAAGAAUCUCUUGAUGUAAUUUUUGAGCCCUUUUAUUUGUUUGAUCGGUUGAAAGAAUAUGUAUGGUUUGGAGAGGAGAUUGUAAUUAAGGCAGAUUUGCUGCCACUGAUUGUAACAUUUCUUGAUUUUAUUUAUAAUAAUACAAUGAUG